AUGUCGUGUCCACAAUGCUUCUCCGGCCAUAUCAACCCUGGUACACCGCAGGAUAACAAGAUCCUUGCGGAUCAUUACGCUUCGCUUGGACAGUACCUGGUAUACCUUCCAGAUUUCAUGGAUGGCAAAGCAGCCUCGGUCAACACGAUGAUCAACAUGGCCUAUUUGACAGACAAGCAAACUUCCUGGCUCUGGACCCCCUACUACCUCCUUGCCACUGUAUACGAUUUCGUUCCAUUUCUGUACAGGAACAGGUUCGGCGCAUGUUGGCCAAGGGUGACAUCCUUCCUCAAAGCACUUCGCGAAGACAAGGGCAUGGAGGUCCCAGUGGGAGUGGCAGGCUUUUGCUGGGGCGGGCUGUAUCCGAUCAAGCUCAAUCACAAUAUCCCUGAAGCCAAGACUACAAGUGGUCAGCCGUUAGCAGAUGCAUUCUUCUCUGCUCAUGCCUCCAGCGUCACAAUUCCCCAGGACAUAGAAGGAGUCACAAUGAACCUUUCGUACGCGAUUGGUGACGAUGAUGCGGUCAUGAACAUGCAGCAAGUUCGUCAACUGCAGAAGGUCUUGAACGACAAACAAGAGGUGGAUUCAGAAGUCGUCAUUUAUCCUGGUGCGAAACACGGCUUUGCUGUUCCGGCUAGCAGAACAAAGCCCGAUGCACAAGAAACCAUACAAGCAGAAGAGGCAGAAAAGCAGGCGAUCGCAUGGUUUCAACGACAGUUUGCGGCUGCCAAGCAGAGAGACAUGGGUUGA
Exophiala viscosa is the source of this 750-nucleotide messenger RNA. RefSeq lists its product as uncharacterized. Lineage: Eukaryota; Fungi; Ascomycota; Eurotiomycetes; Chaetothyriales; Herpotrichiellaceae. The transcript has 3 exons. Gene Ontology annotation, molecular function: hydrolase activity. The record is from RefSeq and is a predicted model, not a curated record. Bases 1 to 750 code for a protein of 249 amino acids.